Calypte anna (Anna's hummingbird) is the source of this 2244-nucleotide messenger RNA. It is a transcript of the gene DUS4L, whose product is annotated as dihydrouridine synthase 4 like. Gene Ontology annotation, biological process: tRNA processing. Bases 159 to 1106 code for a protein of 315 amino acids. The record is from RefSeq and is a predicted model, not a curated record. The transcript is spliced from 7 exons. NCBI's taxonomy places the organism in Eukaryota, Metazoa, Chordata, Aves, Apodiformes, Trochilidae. Gene Ontology annotation, molecular function: tRNA dihydrouridine synthase activity; flavin adenine dinucleotide binding.
GGAGGAGAGGGACCGGGCCGGGUCAGCGGCACCGGAACCGGUCAGGCACCGAUCAGGCACCGAUGGGCGGCAGCGAGCUCAGGCCGGGGUGGCCGGGCAGCAGCUCUCGCCGUGCGGGAACAGGCGGCGGGAGAUGCCAAAAGGAUUCUUAGUUAUACAUGAUCGGCAAGAUCGCAGAAACUAAACAAUGCCAAAUAAAAGACCCCAUGGAUUUGUUUAAUUCUGGGCAAGUUGUAAAAAUAUGUGCCCCUAUGGUCCGCUAUUCAAAGCUGUCUUUCAGAACCUUGGUUAGGAAAUACAGUUGUGAUUUGUGUUAUACACCAAUGAUUGUGGCAGCUGAUUUUGUGAGAUCUGCAAAAGCUAGAGACAGCGAAUUCACAACAAACAAAGGUGAUCAUCCAUUGAUUGUUCAGUUUGCUGCUAAAGAAGCACAGGUUUUGUGUGAUGCUGCACAUAUUGUCUGUCCUUUUGCAGAUGGAAUAGACCUUAACUGUGGCUGUCCUCAGAGAUGGGCAAUGGCAGAAGGCUAUGGUGCUUGCUUGAUAAAUAAACCAGAGCUUGUACGAGAUAUGGUGAGACAUGUGCGGAAUCAGAUUGACAACCCUAGAUUUUCAGUAUCUAUUAAAAUAAGAAUCCAUGAGGACUUAAAAAGAACCAUUGACCUGUGUCAAAAAGCUGAAGCAGCUGGAGUUUCAUGGAUUACAGUACAUGGGAGAAGUGUUGAAGAAAGACAUCAGCCUGUACAUUAUGAUGCAAUUAAAAUAAUUAAAGAAAGCCUGUCAAUACCUAUUGUGGCUAAUGGAGACAUUAAAACUUUAAAAGAUGCUGAAAAUGUUCAUCACUUGACGGGAGCAGAUGGUAUAAUGGUGGCCAGAGGACUCUUAGCCAAUCCAGCUAUGUUUGCAGGCUAUGAAGAGACACCUUUGAAGUGCAUCCAGGACUGGGUUGACAUUGCUCUUGAGCAUGGAACUCCUUUUACAUGUUUUCACCACCACUUAAUGUACAUGAUGGAACGGAUAACUUCAAAACAAGAAAAAAAGGUUUUUAAUAUUUUAUCAAGUACUUCAGCAGUAUUAGAUUAUCUGAAUGACCAUUAUGGUGUGUGAAAAUGGGAAGGUUUUAAGUUCUAUGUAAACUUGUAUUUUGCAGUCGUUGGUACAUUGUUAAAAGUUUUAAUUGGGUUCCUACUUAUUAGUCACACUCAUGUGUUGCAGAAGUAUUCUCAACACAGCCUAACUUGUAUGAUCAAGGUGAUGUUUGAUAUUUUUAUGGUAGCAUUUUUCACUCCAGAAGAUAUUCCGGAUUCCACAAAUACAGAAUUCUAUUUACAAUGUGCUGCUUACAUAAAGGAUUGAUUACUGUAAGACUUUAGUAAUUUAUUUUUUCACCAGAGAAUUGCUUACAGCAGUAUGUUUGCAAAACUGGGGCUUUUCCUUAAUUUUCCUUAGAAUAAGAAGGACCACUUAUAAAUAAUACCAAGAACUUCAGACCAAAAGAAUACAAGGCAGCAAUUACAGAAGUUUGUGUUUUAACUAAUGUAAGCUAUACUUCUGAAUUUGAGUAGACUUUUUAAUUUGUGAGGCCUUAAACCCAGCAUAGUACCCUUUUUUAAAAUUAGACAUACCUUUUGUAGACAACAACUUUCUAGACCUACUUACAAAUCAGAAAAAUGCAACACUUCAUGUAGUAGAAGAAACCUGAAACAGAUAAAGGAUGACAGAAAGAGCAAAAUUAAAAAGAUAAUUUAAACUAAGCACAAACAACUGAAUCAAAAAAUAUAGGACUUGAAAGUUAGACAGAACUUAAUUUAGUUAGAUUGAUCUACUUUAAAAUAAUGAUAUAAAAGAUUAAAUCCAUGUUAUAUACCAGAACAGAAAUAUAUAGGUCAGAUAAAAGAUAACAGAUUCUCCCAGUGGGGCUCUUUCAGUCCUUUCUGCUUGAUGAUAUGUUGCUUAUCAAAGCAUGGCAGCCACUUGGCUUUGAGUCUUUGUAUAGAAGGGAAAUGCUAAAAAUUAGGACAAAACAAUAAUGUUACACACCAGUUGCAUUUGUUCUGCAUGGGAAAUUUUACAAAUGUGCACAGUACAAUUAUUUGUAAUCAAAUAAUUUGUUUUCUUAAUAUGUUUACACGGAAAUUCAUACCAGAAAUUGCUUACUUUUCUGAUUCUGAUAAUUCUAUGACUAUGUAAGUGAAUAGUGCUAAGUUUUCUAAAUAAAUUACUAGGGUUUGUAAACAGUUGUAUU